Morchella sextelata is the source of this 1761-nucleotide messenger RNA. RefSeq lists its product as uncharacterized. The transcript is spliced from 4 exons. Gene Ontology annotation, molecular function: carotenoid dioxygenase activity. Lineage: Eukaryota; Fungi; Ascomycota; Pezizomycetes; Pezizales; Morchellaceae. Gene Ontology annotation, biological process: carotene catabolic process. The coding region runs from base 1 to 1761 and encodes 586 amino acids. The record is from RefSeq and is a predicted model, not a curated record.
AUGCCUUCCUCAAUAAUCUCCCGACUCUUUAAGAAAAAGCAGAGGUCUCGAAAACCAAUACCCGAGAUUAGCGAAGACCCAGCGGCGUCGGGGAAUAAACGAAGGUUUAGAAUGUUUGCUACUAGAUCUAGUACACGUACAGCAUCAAGGACCCCCACUGCCAUGACAGAUAAAAUUCCGAUAUCGAGUGAAACCGAGAAGGAAAGUUUUAAUGAUUGGCCGAAUUCUGAGGGCUUUGAAGUAUUCCAUGAGGAGAGAACACCAAUCGAACUGAAGGUUACUGGGGAAAUCCCCGAAUAUGCUCUUGGGGUUCUCUACCGUACAGGACCAGGAGGAUACAAAACCACCACCGAUAAAGGAGUAGAAAUAAGCAUGUCUCAUUGGUUCGAUGCCUUUGCCCAAACCCAUCGUUUCAACCUGAUAUCACCAAAGAAAGUGCUCUAUAACUCCCGCCACACAUGUGACGGAGUCCUCCAAGGCAUCCGUGAAACUGGAAAGAUACCUUCUGGCUUCUCGUUUGCUCAGCGUGAUCCAUGUCAAAGCUUCUUUCGAAAGUUCGUGGCCACAUUCGCCCCAAGGCCCGAAGUAAAAACACCUGAUGGCGUGAACAUCUCUGUCACCGUGUCCACAGAUUACCCAGGAUACCCAGCAGACGAAAAAGGCCGGAGUCUGUAUAUCAAGACUGAUGCCGCAGCAGUGCAACGACUGGAUCCAGAAACCCUUGAACCAGUCGGCCUGGCAAGGCAAGCUGUCCUACACCCUGACCUUUCUGGUCCACUGUCGGCAUCACAUUCACGGACAUGCCCAGUGACCGGUGAUGUCUUCAACUACAACCUCACUCUCGGGCAUAAACCUAUAUACCGUAUCUUCAAAGUGGCUAAAGACACGGGCAAAACCGAUAUACUAGCCACAAUCACGGAUGCACCGGGAGCAUAUAUCCACUCCUUUUUCCUCACCCCACGAUAUGUGGUGAUCUGCGUCUGGGGAUCACACUACGCUUGUGGGGGCAUCAAGAUGCUGUAUCACCGCAAUAUCAUGGAUGCACUGGAACCCUAUGAUCCUCGGAAACGAAACAUGUGGUACGUGAUUGACCGCACCGAUAGCAGGAGGGGUGUCGUAUCAUCACAUCCCGGCGAAGCUUUCUUUGCAUUCCAUACCGUAAAUGCAUGGGAGGAAGGGGAAGAGAUUGUCGCAGAGGUGCCGGUGUAUGGGGAUAUGGAUGUGCUGAAGAAGUUUUACGUCAGUAACCUGAAGGGGGAUGAGAAGUCUGCGUGGGAGUGGGUGGAGAAGGGGCGGGCGGUGCUUACUAGGUGGAGAAUGGAUACGGGGAGCAGUGGGAGUGGCGCUGUGAAGGUAUGGGAAGAGGGAAAAGAGCUAGGGAUGGAGCUGCCUACAAUCAAUCCGAACUUUGUCACGCUACCACAUAGAUUUACAUAUGGCCUCCUCAACAGAUGUAAAUCCACCCUCCUCGACGGUAUCGUCAAGUACGAUUCCAAAACCCACACCACAAAGAUAUGGGAAGAACACGCACACACCCCCGGCGAGUGCAUAUUCGUACCCUCGCCGGCCCCAGACGCAGCAGAAGAUGACGGCGUGCUGCUGACUGUAGUACUCGACGGGCGUGCCAAGAGGAGCUACCUGCUGGUCCUAGACGCACGGGAUCUGAGUGAGGUUGCGAGAGCGGAGAUGGAGACAGCUGUCGGGCUGGGCUUUCAUGGCAAGCAUGUUGGUAGGGAUGGACCGGGAUUGGCGGAGUUUUAA